Molecule: messenger RNA, 1034 nt
Organism: Oppia nitens
Lineage: Eukaryota; Metazoa; Arthropoda; Arachnida; Sarcoptiformes; Oppiidae
Product: speckle-type POZ protein-like
Exons: 1
Coding region: 21-1034 (337 amino acids)
Biological process (GO): proteasome-mediated ubiquitin-dependent protein catabolic process; regulation of proteolysis
Cellular component (GO): nucleus; cytoplasm
Molecular function (GO): ubiquitin protein ligase binding
Source: RefSeq, a predicted model, not a curated record
UUUUUUCAAUAACUUCAAUAAUGGAGACAUCGGUCGCGCCGAUGGACAACAAAUUGCAACUCAAAAGCAAAGUUGUCGUUACUAUUACCGACUUCGGGUCCGAACUGCAGAACAAAUGGAUUGAAUUGAAACGAUUCAAAAGCAAUGUCUUCGGCAUCGGUUCCGAUCGGUUUCGGAUAUACAUCGACUGCGAGGGCAACGAAAUCCGACACUAUUUGUGUCUGAAACAUACCGACGAACUAUCGGUUGAUGUCCAGUACGAUGUGUUUAUUAUAGACAAAAAUCAACAGCCAUUUGCCAGACAACGUAUCAAUCAGAAGACAUUGGAUGUAACAGAAAACUACUGGAGCUAUCAUUUGCUGAUCAAUAAACAAGAUCUGAUUAACCAAACCGGCAGUCUAUUGAUUGAUAAUACACUGUCCAUUGCAGUCGACAUGACUGUCCAUCAAAAAUAUCGUCAGUCGACGGACGGCUGUUCGUGGCUUCGGACGUGUUCUUCGGAUCAGUUGUUCGGUGUCCGCGAACUAUGCGAUUGUCGGCUAAUUGUUGGCAAAGAUCGGCACGAAUUCUAUGCCUCAAAACUGUUGCUCAGCUGUCGAUCGGAAGUGUUCGCUAAGAUGUUUACCACCGAUUGUAUGGAAAAACUAUCGGCCGAAGUAGUCAUCGACGAUAUCGAGCCGCAAGUGUUUGAACAGUUUCUUCGCUAUCUCUAUACGGGUCGAUGCGACCAAUUGGACGACUAUUGCCAGGAGUUGCUGGUUGUGGCCGACAAGUAUUUGGUCGGUUCGCUGAAGACCAUGUGUUUCAAUUGGUAUUCAAAUAAGAUUAGUUCAGACAAUGCAUUCAAAACGUUAAAAUUAUUACAAGACUUUGGCGGUUCAGACGAUGAAGAAUUGAUGGCAAAGACUGUUGAUUUUAUUUCCAGAAAAAUCAGUUCAAUAGUCGGUCAAGAAAUUGGCCAACAGAUCGGUAUUAAGACGCAAAUGUUGAACAAAAUUAAAGACAAAAUCGACAAAAUAAUAGCAAAAAAGUAA